Molecule: messenger RNA, 440 nt
Organism: Amoebophrya sp. A120
Lineage: Eukaryota; Dinophyceae; Syndiniales; Amoebophryaceae
Source: the annotation of a GenBank genome assembly
GCCGUCUCAAGACGUUGUGUGUUUUUGUAGAAGCUGAAGCACGACUUUUGAAGCGCCUUCCUGGGCUGCGUCGAAUGGACUUCGUCGUACUUGAAAGGAAAGAGCAAAAAGCUUGAAGUCGCUCACGUGAUGAUAAUCGGUCCUCCGAAAAAUGAAAUCGCAAGACGCCGCCUCGGUAAGGAAUUUCGUGCAAAAGUUGUGAUUACCACUCACGCUGAAGACUCGGUGGAUGUCCGUUCACCACCCCAUUGCCAGUAGAAUAUCGUUGCUUUCGGUUCGUGCGCAUUGAUGUUGACGUAACGUUCUCGGCUUGAGUCGAACUAACUUCUUAAUUUCGGUUUAGUUGUACUUGUACAAGUGCAACUCGUGAAAAUGCAUCGGUAGUGUCGUGCUGCUUGUGAUUCCUAUCUCGAUUUUGAAACCGAAGAAAACCAUCGGAC